Molecule: messenger RNA, 1689 nt
Organism: Penicillium subrubescens
Lineage: Eukaryota; Fungi; Ascomycota; Eurotiomycetes; Eurotiales; Aspergillaceae
Product: cytochrome P450
Exons: 5
Coding region: 1-1689 (562 amino acids)
Molecular function (GO): oxidoreductase activity, acting on paired donors, with incorporation or reduction of molecular oxygen; iron ion binding; monooxygenase activity
Source: RefSeq, a predicted model, not a curated record
AUGAUCGUUGAAAAGGUAGAAGAGCUAUUAGCUCUCAUUUCAGCUCAGCGUAUCCUCAGUCAUCCAGCAUGGAGCAAGUUGAGCAUGACCACGGCAUUACCACCUGUCCUCAUAGCCUUGGGGCUGGCUCUGAUGGUAGAUUAUGGCUACAUGCUAUACCUACACUUUAGGAUGCCCCCAGGCCCCCUUCCACUCCCCCUGAUAGGAAACACACACCUCCUCCCCGCCACCAAACCCUGGAUCUACUUUGAAACCCUAUCAAAACAAUACCAAUCCCCCAUAAUCACAUUCUGGACCGGCCGCCGCCCAACCCUCUGGAUCUGCGACGCUUGGACCGCAAACGAACUCCUCGACAAACGCGCCGCGAUCUAUGCCUCUCGCCCUCGCAUGGUAGUCUUCAGCGAACUCGGUGCCGGCCAGUCCAAUCUAGUCAACAUGUACUACGGCGACAGAUGGCGGCUGCAUCGGAAACUGACCCAUAUGGGUGUUGGUCUACAGCAAGUGCGGAAUUAUCGUGGGUUUCAGAAUGACGAGAGUAAAGUUGUUGCGUUUGAUUUGUUGAAGGAGCCGAAGGAGUAUGUUAGCCAUUUUGAGAGGUAUGCGACGAGUGUGGUGUCGAUUAUUGGGUUUGGGAGGAGGGUGGCGGAGUAUACGGAUCCGAUUAUUACGGAGGUUAUUGCUGUUAUGCAGAGGGCGGCCGAGUUGAAUGUUCCUGGGAAAAGUUUUCCUAUGUUGAUGGAGUCGUUUCCUUUCCUCGCCAAGUUUCCCAACUGGAUGGCGCCCUGGAAAAAAGGUCUAGGCAAAGGACAAGGCCGAGGAAGACCAUUCUUCUAUGCUCUCGCUGAAGAGGCAGCUCAAAAUCCCGAUACAGACUCAUGUUACGCAAAGAAGCUCUUUGAGGAAGGACCGAAGCACAAUCUCUCACGCAUGGAAAUAUCUUCGCUCUCAGGAAACCUUUUCGGCGCUGGUAGUGAUACGUCCAGCUCGACAUUGGUUACUUUUGUCCUUGCCUGUUGCGCCUUUCCCGAUGCCCUGCCCAAAGCCUGGGAGGAACUUGACCGAGUCGUGGGACCGCAUCGGAGCCCGACGUUUGAGGAUGAGCCGGACUUGCCGUACGUGAAGGCGUUUGUGAAAGAAGUGCUGCGGUGGAGGUCUGUUGCGAUUAUUGGAGGACAGCCGCAUGCGCCUAUCAAGGAUGAUUAUUAUAAGGGCUGGUUCAUCCCACAAGGAACCUGGGUCCAGGGCAACGUUUGGGCCAUUCAUCAUCAUGAACGCGAGUUCCCCGAGCCAGAUCGCUUCAACCCAGAUCGAUAUCUAAAAGAUAGUCCCGAUCACCGUCCAUUCCCUGGCGAAAAGGGGUACAUGACCUUUGGAUGGGGCCGACGUGUAUGCAGUGGCCAAGGACUCGCAGAACAAGGGACAUUCAUCACGAUUGCACGGCUACUUUGGGGCUUCAGAAUUGAAAAGGCACUAGAUAGACAAGGGAAUGAGAUUCCCGUGGACAUUUUCGACUUUACAAACGGUCUCAACAUGCGCCCCAAUCCAUUCGACUGCCGAAUUACACCUCGCAGCCCCGAAAUUCGAGCCGCUAUUGGCAGAGAGGGUCGGCAGGCAUUACAAGAUCUGUCUCGUUUCGAUGGUGAGACUCAAUACCGGAUGAGCACGUACUAUGCCACAGAGAAACUAUGA